AUAGUAAACAACCACUAAGAAAUGUUGCUCUUAAAAUCCGUUCGAAAAGCGCCAACCCUGGUUAGUACAACAACAACCAGAAUUAGUGGCCCAAGUCUAGCGGCAAGUCUUGAACAACACAGGAACUUGAUUCUUACAAACAAAGUAUUGUCCAAUGGAUUGAUCGCAACACUAAAUUAUGUGUGUAUGUAUGUAUGCAUUUCAUCAUUUUUUCUGAUUGCUCCAGGUGCACCGACAGCCGUUCGUUUCUAUGCGGAUGAUAUCAAGCGGGAACAACAGAGCUCCAGAUCGACACCAAAUGCCCCAGCCCUCAGUUUGCCAGAUCGUAAACAAGUAGAAAGAUUCUUUUUUCGUGUGCUUGUACUUAUUUGGGAUAUAAGCGUAUGGACUUAUUUUAAUACUAAAAAAGCUAUUGAUACCCACAUUGUAGCCAAUGAUUCCGUACAAUGGUAUUGGAAGCGAUUGCAUGAACGAAUGGAGCAGGCUAAGAAGGAGUGGUGAAUUGUUUGUCGAUUUCGAACAGCCAGAAACAUUUACACAUUUACAUUUAUAAAUGUUGACAAGAAGACAUUGUCACUCAUUAUUUUUAUGUGAAGUUCACUUUCAUUUUUAGUUAGCUAUUACGUAUUAUGUAUUUGAGUGGACGAUCUUAA
Anastrepha obliqua is the source of this 653-nucleotide messenger RNA. RefSeq lists its product as uncharacterized. The record is from RefSeq and is a predicted model, not a curated record. Lineage: Eukaryota; Metazoa; Arthropoda; Insecta; Diptera; Tephritidae. Bases 22 to 501 code for a protein of 159 amino acids. The transcript has 2 exons.